Talpa occidentalis (Iberian mole) is the source of this 2523-nucleotide messenger RNA. It is a transcript of the gene ZC3H10, whose product is annotated as zinc finger CCCH-type containing 10. Bases 548 to 1921 code for a protein of 457 amino acids. Gene Ontology annotation, molecular function: metal ion binding. The record is from RefSeq and is a predicted model, not a curated record. NCBI's taxonomy places the organism in Eukaryota, Metazoa, Chordata, Mammalia, Eulipotyphla, Talpidae. The transcript is spliced from 3 exons.
GAUCCCCCUGCGGCGCCUCUAGUCCGGACCGCAGGCCGGGCUCUGGCGCUCGAGGCGGGGCGCCCCUCGCCCUUCUUUGUGGACUCGACUCGUUUUCAACCCGCCCUCCUCGCCUCUCCAGAGGAGUUCUGCCCCUCACCCUUCCUACUGACAACUUGUCCUUUUGCUAGAGGAAAUCCAGGGGGAGUCCUAGGGAAACCCUAAAGUGCCCAGAGCUCUUGCCGUUUGUCAGACAUCUUUCUCGUACCAGCCCCCCGUAGUUCUCUCGUCUUGCUUUCCCCUUCUCCCACCCAGACUCUGUUUUUUUCCUGUUCAGAACCCAGCAGUGAUGUGGAGGUGGAGACCCACAGGAGCCCCGGACUUCACCUGAGCUACCUCAGGCGUCCUGGAGCCUAGAGACCUGACGCGUCACAGAGUUCUCACCUGAAAUCCCUUGGAAGAGGCUUAAGGAAAGUUUUGGCACCGAUGUUCCAUUACCCAGAGACCUAGUAGCUCACCGCCUCGCUAUGGCCGCGGUUCCCAGGCUCUCUUUAGCUGCUUCACUUCCAUGACUAUGAUAAGUCACCAAGGGUGGCAAGAAAAGGAAGAAAGCCCUGAGUUGGGGGGGACCAGGAUGCCUGACCGGGACAGCUAUGCCAACGGCACUGGGAGCAGCGGCGGAGGCCCUGGAGGUGGUGGCAACGAGGAGGCCAGUGGGGCAGGGGCAGGCAGUGGCGGGGCCAGCUCGGAUGCCAUCUGUAGAGACUUCCUGAGGAACGUGUGCAAAAGAGGCAAGCGUUGCCGCUACCGUCAUCCAGACAUGAGUGAGGUGUCCAACUUGGGGGUGAGCAAAAACGAGUUCAUCUUCUGCCAUGACUUCCAGAACAAGGAGUGUAGUCGCCCGAACUGCCGAUUUAUCCAUGGCUCCAAGGAAGAUGAGGAUGGAUAUAAGAAGACAGGAGAGCUUCCCCCUCGGCUGCGGCAGAAAGUGGCAGCCGGCCUGGGCCUUUCACCAGCUGACCUACCAAAUGGCAAGGAGGAAGUCCCGAUCUGCCGCGACUUUCUCAAGGGUGACUGCCAGAGAGGCGCCAAGUGCAAGUUCCGUCACCUGCAGCGGGAUUUUGAGUUUGAUGCCCGUGGCGGAGGAGGUGCUGGCGGUGGGGGCUCCGCCGGCCCAGUCCCCCCAGGACGACGUCAUGAUCUCUAUGACAUCUAUGACCUCCCUGACAGGGGCUUUGAGGACCAUGAGCCAGGCCCCAAGCGCCGGCGAGGUGGGUGCUGCCCCCCCGAUGGCCCCCAUUAUGAAUCCUACGAUUAUAGCCUGGCCCCACCACGCGGAGUGGAGUGCAGACUGCUGGAGGAGGAGAAUGCCAUGCUCAGGAAGCGAGUAGAGGAGCUGAAGAAGCAGGUCAGCAACCUGUUGGCCACUAACGAGGUACUGCUGGAACAAAACGCCCAGUUCCGCAAUCAGGCCAAGGUCAUGACCCUGAGCUCUACUGCACCAGCGACUGAGCAGACUCUGGCCCCCACCGUGGGCACUGUUGCCACUUUUAACCAUGGCAUUGCCCAGACUCACACUACACUCAGCAGCCAGGCUCUCCAGCCUCGCCCCGUGUCCCAGCAAGAACUGGUGGCUCCCGCUGGGGCUCCAGCCGCUCCCCCAACUAAUGCUGCACCUCCCGCUGCUCCACCCCCCCCACCCCCACAUUUGAACCCAGAGAUCACGCCACUCUCAGCUGCUCUGGCUCAAACAAUCGCCCAGGGAAUGGCACCCCCACCUGUCUCCAUGGCUCCUGUGGCUGUGUCGGUGGCUCCUGUGGCCCCUGUGGCUGUUUCGAUGGCCCAGCCCUUGGCAGGAAUCACAAUGAGCCACACCACCACUCCCAUGGUGACUUACCCCAUCGCGUCCCAGAGCAUGCGUAUCACAGCCAUGCCACACUGAUGGGGACUCAUGGACACUCCUCUGGUAUAGCCUCCCAGGGCUGGGGUCGAGGGCCCUUACCCACUUGCCUAGCCCUCCCAGGCCCUGUCUGAAGGGCUCACGCAAGAACUAGGACAAGAGACUAUGAGGAGUUUGCUUCUGAGAAGGGGUUGAGCAAUGUGGUUUCUCUCACCUCCCCUUGUGAGGGUCCUCUUGUCCAUCUUCCGUCAAGCCUCAGAGAAGGGGCUUGCUAGGAGUGCAGACUGAAGCCAGCACAGAGGAAGGACUGACUGAGGGGAAGCUGGGGACAUCCCUGUCCUUGUCCCUCAUGCACAGCACAGGUUUCAGCACUGGCUUUGGAAGAAAAAGAUACCCUGCCCAAGGGGAAAGCCAGGCAAGAUUGGGAAGUGGGCGGCAAGGAGAGAAGGCCUAACAGGAGCCUUCAGGCAAUUUGGGGCCUAGUUGAGUUGUACAAUACAGGAACUCUUCCUGGUCCUUGGAAGGCGGGGACCAUAAUACUCCAGCCCAGAGACUAGGGAGGAUUCAUUACCUUGGCUUGGCCUGGAAGUCCAUAGGGCAGGGCCCACAACUUUCCAAAGAAAUAAAAAAAAAAUUAUUUUUAA